GAAAGGGGCCUGGAAUCUGAGAAAAAAGCAUUUUGAAGUUUAGAUUUUUAGCUAAUAAUGCUCAAUAUUUCAGAAGCGACUCGGAAAUAUUUCCGGAAAAGAUUUGAUCAUUUCGAUCGAGACGGUAUACAACGAGUGGAAAUAAAUUUAUUGCCUUCGCUGAUUCGUGUCUGUGGGGGCAUUCCUCUAGAAGCUGAUAUUGAUGAGUUGAAAGCGAUCGCCGACCCGACUGGACGCGGUAGUUUUGAUUUCAAUGACUUUUGCAACUCUCUUAUGCGUUCUUUUGAGCGGCCCAUUUAUCCUGAAUCAGUUAUCGAGGCGUUUCGCGACCUUGACCCUGAGUACAAGGGUUUUAUUCCUCACUAUGAGCUUCGCUACCUUUUAACAACUAUGGGUGACACAUUGAGCGUUGAAGAGAUGAAUGAGUUUGCAGAGGAAUUAAAGUCCAAUUUGGACAUGGAGGGUAAUGUUGUAUACAAUGAUUUGGUCUUCAAAAUGACUCCGGAAUUUCUUCGGUGA
Messenger RNA from Phytomonas sp. EM1, 519 nucleotides. Lineage: Eukaryota; Euglenozoa; Kinetoplastea; Trypanosomatida; Trypanosomatidae. The record is from the annotation of a GenBank genome assembly.